GGCGCGUUCCCGCCGUUGUCAUUUCAUCGCUGUCAUAGCCCCUCCUCGGGCCUGGGAUCCCCGGCCCCAUUAUCCCUGGUGCUGAGCUGGUCUCUGCUGGGUCUUUCCUCAGCCGUCCUGUCUGCUCUGCAGCAAGCGCCCCGUAGAGGACGCUCGUCAGCACGUUCUCACCCCUGUCAUCUCGCCUCUCUGCCUAGCUGCUCCUCAGGCCUGGGAACCCCGGCCCCCGACGGCCCGUUGUCCCCGCGCUCUGGUCUUUUGCUGACCGCAGGCUGGGCCUUCGCCUCUGACCUGCGCGUUUCCCCCGGCAACGCGCCGCGACCUGGGAUGCAGCCCUGCAGGGCGGCGGCCAAGGAGGCGGCCGGCCGCGACGUGCUGGCCGCUGACCUCCGGUGCAGCUUCUUCGCCUCUGCGCUGCAGAGCUACAAGCGCGAUUCGGUGCUUCGGCCCUUCCCCGCCUCCUAUACUCGCCACAACUGUAAGGACUUCGAGGCCCUGCUUGCAGAUGCCAGCAAGUUACCUAACCUCAAGGAACUUCUGCAAUCCCCCGAAGACGAAGACCAAUGGGCCUGGGACCUGGUGAGCUGGAUUUUAUCCUCAAAGGUCCUGACAAUCCACAGUGCAGGGAAGGCAGAGUUUGAAAAGAUCCAGCGGCUGACUGGUGCCCCUCACACGCCUGUCCCUGCCCCAGACUUCCUAUUUGAAAUUGAAUACUUUGACCCAGCCAACGCCAAAUUUUAUGAGACCAAAGGAGAACGAGACCUAAUCUACGCCUUCCAUGGUAGCCGCCUAGAGAACUUCCAUUCCAUCAUCCACAAUGGCCUGCACUGCCAUCUGAACAAGACAUCCUUGUUUGGAGAGGGGACCUACCUCACAAGUGACUUGAGCCUGGCCCUCAUUUACAGCCCCCAUGGCCAUGGGUGGCAGCACAGCCUCCUUGGCCCCAUCCUUAGCUGUGUGGCUGUGUGUGAAGUCAUUGACCAUCCAGAUGUCAAGUGCCAAACCAAGAAGAAGGAUUCCAAGGAGAUAGACAGAAGAAGAGCAAGAAUCAAACAUAGCGAAGGGGGCGACAUCCCUCCUAAGUACUUUGUGGUCACCAAUAACCAGCUCCUGCGAGUGAAGUACCUUCUGGUAUAUUCACAGAAGCAGCCCAAGAGCAGGACUUCAAGCCAGCUCUCCUGGUUUUCUAGCCAUUGGUUCAUGGUCAUGAUGUUCCUGUAUCUGCUGCUACUGCUCAUAGUGACCAUUUGCUGGAGAGCGUGUAUCACCAGGAUAUCUAGUAGGUGGGAUUUGUUGUCACUGACCCCAAUAAGAGCACCUACAGUGUACCAGGCACUAGGAAUACAAGCAGGAUCAAAAAUUCCCCUGCCCUCAUGGAGCUGACAGUCUGGCAAGAAGCAGACACAGAAGAGUGGAGACAGAAGAGGGACUUGAAACCUUGCCUUUUCUUCCUAUGGCCCUGGAGCACUGUGGAUGCUGUGGCUAUGAUGAUGUUAGAGGCUCUGAGUGGGAGGAGCUGCCUGUGUUUGUGGAGAGGAGUAGGGGUGUUUUCAUCCCAGGCCUGUUUUGGAGAUCAGGCUUGUGGCUGAGCCAUUUCCUGCAGAAGCAAGGCCCCUGGAAAAGCACUGUUCUCCAGGCGCUCCUAAAUCAUCCUGUUGGGAACAGAGCUGGGGCAGCAGGACCUGAGUGGGGCUCUGCCACUGUGCAGAGUCCAGUGCCCAGCCUAGAGUUGGCCAGACCAGAGGAGGCACCUUGGGGUGGAGUGCAGAGCCCUCUGGAAUAGGGACCCCCCCACCCCCAAGCACACACCAUCUGCUGCUCUGGUGGCUUGGAAUUGCGGGGGAGGAGACAGCAACCUUUCUGGGCCAGUCUGCAGAAGGAAUUCCUCUAGGAGCCCCCUCUGGCUGCAGACAGGAGGGGAGGGAGGCAGACAGGCAGCCCAGGGGUCUCUGUGGACAGGUGUCUCACUCCCAGUCUGUUUUGCCUUUGCAUAGUUGAGUAGAUCAGUGUGGGUUUGUGCAACUGUUCUCAGCUUCUCUGUGUGGGUGGCUGCAUGUCUGGCUGGAGACCGGUUCUUGGGUAGGAAGUGUGCUUUGUGGAAGUGUCCACAUCUCUCUGUGGGGCUGUGGAUGAGGAUAUCUUUGAGGGAAGACGCCGGCUUCUAUACCUUUGCAAAGAUGAGUGUCUGCUCCUGCAUAUGUGUGUCCCUGAGAGUGUGCCUGUGAGGUCAUUUUGGCAUACGUGUGAACUUGUCCUUCUUGUUGUAAGCUUAGGCAUAUGUGUCUCUCACAUUGUGUGCUUAUUUACCAAUAGUAUGACAACAAGCCUCUGAAAGCAUGUAUGUGUGUCUGUAAUUUGUGCAGAAGCAUUCACUGAUUUAUUCCUAAUGUGGUUUGCUCAUUGGACAUCUUUAAAGUACUUGUUCUGUGACUAGCCCUGCACUGGGCAAUGGGAAUUUGGAGAGGUGUUUGUGGCUGGAAUAGAGCCAAACGUGCACUAUCAUCUAAAGAUGUUCCAGGCCUGGGGCCAUUCUUACCUGUUUCUUGAUAGAAAGAAACCGUGGCAAGUAGCAAGAUCAGAACAAUACAGUACAUCUAUCUGGGUGCCUCUGUGUGCACCUUGUCUGUAUGUCUGCCUGUGUGAAUUCGGUUUGUGUUUGUCUGAUCUCCUAGAGGGCAGAGCUCACAGCAUUUCUGCCAUCUGUUGCCUUGCCUAGGUUGGCUCAGGACUAUGAGACAGGCAGGGGCGGUGGGAGGGUCGCUGAUUCAAGAGUCUAAAUACCGUUCCGACACCCAGCUAAGACUUGCUCUGUGAUUUGGCCUCAGUUUCCUAACCUUUAGAAUG
Ictidomys tridecemlineatus (thirteen-lined ground squirrel) is the source of this 2844-nucleotide messenger RNA. The record is from RefSeq and is a predicted model, not a curated record. Lineage: Eukaryota; Metazoa; Chordata; Mammalia; Rodentia; Sciuridae.